AUGAGCGGCGCGGCGCGAAAGAGAGGCGCUGGUAGGGCCACUAGAGGUGGUCCGUCCAGUGAGACAAGCUCUCGUCGUGGCGAUCGAUCUGGCCAAGGCGGUUUUGCAGGCGGCUUCGAUGGUCCAGCCAGUCGAGGUUCAGCAUCGAACGUUGGUUCAGGACACGGUACUUCGCCCAACGCUCCUCAAGGCGGAUUCGCACCUCAAAACCCUCCCGCUGCUAGUCGUGGAAGCAGCCAAUCUGGCGGUGGACCGGCUCCGAGUCAACCGGCAGCUCCUCUCGGAGACCCGGCGAGGGACACACCGUCUCGUUACACCGACCAGCUCCGAAACAUCGACUUUCCUCCUUCAUUCUACAACAUUGAUCAGCUGGUAAGUGAAAAUUCGCCCUUCAAUGUUCCCCGUGCACUGCUCUUGCUGCCUCUGCCUGCACAUACAUUGCACAUCUUUGUCCGAGCUUAA
Exophiala spinifera is the source of this 462-nucleotide messenger RNA. RefSeq lists its product as uncharacterized. The transcript has a single exon. The record is from RefSeq and is a predicted model, not a curated record. Lineage: Eukaryota; Fungi; Ascomycota; Eurotiomycetes; Chaetothyriales; Herpotrichiellaceae. The coding region runs from base 1 to 462 and encodes 153 amino acids.